Messenger RNA from Apodemus sylvaticus (European woodmouse), 429 nucleotides. RefSeq names its product leukocyte immunoglobulin-like receptor subfamily B member 4A. The transcript has 4 exons. NCBI's taxonomy places the organism in Eukaryota, Metazoa, Chordata, Mammalia, Rodentia, Muridae. The record is from RefSeq and is a predicted model, not a curated record. Bases 58 to 381 code for a protein of 107 amino acids.
GGCUUUUUUAGGAAUGCACCACAGGUGUGGUCAAAAUCAAGUGACCCACUUGACCUCAUGGUCUCAGAAACCAAGGACCCGUCCCCUAUGCCCACUGAAGAUGGAACGUCUGAGCUCACACCUUCAGUUACUCCCUGUGCUUCCCGUGGGUGUGACAUCCCAGGACUGGGAACACACUGGAAGGUUAUGACUGGAGUCCUGGCGUUGUUCCUCCUCCUGCUUUUCUUCCUCCUGCUCUGUCUCAUCCUCAUCCGACACCGGCGUUGGUACAAAAAGAAGGCUGAGGAUGCGGCUGGAGCCAAGGGAAAUGGAAUCAGGGUGAGAAUAAAAAGUGGUGAACAUGAGGCGGAAGAUUCCAUACUCUCCCACGUUCUGGGGUAGCCUUGGAAACGUGUAGUGUGAUUAAAAUCCUAAAGGAACUCUCUGGCU